Messenger RNA from Bufo gargarizans (Asiatic toad), 17079 nucleotides. It is a transcript of the gene LIMCH1, whose product is annotated as LIM and calponin homology domains 1. The coding region runs from base 305 to 13075 and encodes 4256 amino acids. Gene Ontology annotation, cellular component: stress fiber. Gene Ontology annotation, molecular function: myosin II head/neck binding. NCBI's taxonomy places the organism in Eukaryota, Metazoa, Chordata, Amphibia, Anura, Bufonidae. The record is from RefSeq and is a predicted model, not a curated record. The transcript is spliced from 58 exons. Gene Ontology annotation, biological process: positive regulation of stress fiber assembly; regulation of focal adhesion assembly.
CAUCCCCGCCAGGGCACCUCUCCUGUGUGGAUGCUGCUCCUUGUCCCCCCCAUUGUGGGCUGCAGCAGUGAGUGCCUGGCUCUGGGCGAGCAUGGAAGGAGGCAUGUGAUUGCUGCCUCUGCUCCAGGGGGAGGCGGCUUUAGGAUUUGCAUGGGCUGAAGGCAAAAAGCUGCAACAGUCUGAUUAUUUUUAGCUGGUGUGUGGUACAGAUCACGUUGCACAGAGCAGGGGACUUGCUUUCGGAGGAGACUGUGGAUCCCAUUUCUCCUGCUCCAGAGAGGAAGGCACACACUGCUGCCUGGACAUGGCCAGCCCUGCACUAGAUCUGGAGGACAUCACCCAGCCACAGGAGUGCCCUCCUGAUGCUGCCUGCAGAGAAGCCCAGAAGUGGAUCGAGCAAGUUACGGGCAGAAGUUUUGGCGACAAAGACUUCCGUACCGGACUGGAGAAUGGAAUCCUUCUGUGCGAGUUAUUGAACGCAAUCAAGCCCGGACUAAUAAAGAAGAUUAAUAGACUACCUACACCCAUUGCCGGGUUGGAUAACAUAACAUUAUUCUUACGGGGCUGUAAAGAACUUGGUCUGAAGGAAUCUCAGCUUUUUGACCCAGGUGAUCUGCAGGACAACUCAAACAGAACAACAGUCAGACUCUCAGAUUGCAACAGGAAGCUAAGAAAUGUACUAGUCACGGUUUAUUGGCUUGGAAAAGCAGCAAACGGCUCUGCUUCCUACAGUGGAAAUGACUUGGAUUUGAAGGAAUUUGAGGGUAUGCUCGCACAGAUGAGAAAGGAAAAUGAAGAAAUUGAAAGUCCUAAAAGGAACAUCCGUGACAGUGGUUAUAUAGACUGCUGGGAUUCAGAGAGAAGUGACUCUCUAUCUCCCCCAAGACAUGGAAGAGAUGAUUCGUUUGAUAGCCUGGACUCCUUUGGCUCUCGAUCACAACAGACACCAUCUCCAGAUGUAAUUCUGAGGGGCAGCAGUGACGGAAGGGGAAGUGAUUCAGAGUCUGAUUUACCUCAUCGACGGCUACCUGAUGUUAGGAAAGAUGAUAUGUCUGCCAGACGGGUCUCUUUUGGCGAAAACAAAAUAAUAGUGCCUUUUAACCAGUACCUCCCCAACAAAAGCAACCAGACGUCAUACCUCCCAGCUCCCCUGCGCAAGAAGAAGGCUGAACGGGAGGAUUACCGAAAAAGUUGGAGUACCGCCACUUCACCACUAGGUGGAGAAAGGCCAUUCAGCCCAAUUUGCUCAGAAACUAUUGAGGAGGAACUUAGUGAGGGACACAGUGAGGAAGACGGGACCACAAUAGUGGCUCCUCUUAAAAGGUUUCUUGGAAAAGCCAACAAGCUUAAAGAGCAAUUUGAGCAGAAAGAAGAGGAUACAAAGGAUCAGUCUGAUCCAAGUGAUGUAGAGGUUCGGAAAUUAAAAAGCCUUCAAAAAGUCGGAAUUAUGGUCAUGCCUGCAGCAAAGCGAUAUAGCAGUCAAAAGCAAUCUCUUGAAGACCAUGAGCCAGACCUAGUGCUUCAGAAAGAGAACAGUAACCCAUUAAAUGUGGAUUCUGAGGAGGAAGAAGAGUACAGAGUUCCAGAUAUUGAACGAGAUGACUUGGCCACGCGGAGAGCAAGGAUGAACCAACCUAAAAUGUCAACCCCUUUUAAUCAAUAUAUACAUGGCUCCUAUAUUAAUAAAUCAAAACCUCCUCAGGAUGACUGUUUGCCUUCCACCCCUGCUUCACCUAAACAUAAUUUGCAUAAAAGCAAACCUGAAAGCCAAGGCCAAACAAUAGACUUGGCUGCUGUCAGCCUCAAGGGCAAUGUAGUCCAAAGACCUGUAGAUGUUGAGUCAGACCAAGAAGAGGAGAAGAUUCCAGAUGUACAGCGAGAUGAUUUAGCAAAGCGCAAAACUCAUGGAGUAGCCACACAUCAGAAGGAACCUAAAGUAUUUGGAACGGCCUCAAUAACCAAAGCUGACCUUGAAACCUGGCAGAGACUGAAGCUUUCUUCAGAAGAUAGUGAAAAUACUCCUGUUCAAUCGCAAGAUAACAGCCAAAGUCCUAAUAUCGAUUUAGCCAGAGCAGCAAAUGAUGAUUUUGGCAAACGCAAGUUAUCAUUGCAAGAGAAGAGGGCCAGGAAUAAGCAAAAAUUUGUGCGCUUUGGUCCAGUGACUGAAAUUGAUCAGCAAAAGUGGGAUAGACUGUGCAUUGCUAAACCUACUGCGAGUGAGGGAAAUGCCAGGGACGAACAGGUCCCCGAAAUAACGUGCGCCAAAGCAGUGUUAUCAGACAUUUCAAAAAUUGAAGUCUUGGGAACAACACCCUUACAAUACAGUCCAAGUAGGCCAGCGAAACCUGAGGUAUGUAGGUUACCAGAUGUUUCUGCACCUCCUGAAAAUGAGGCUGAUGGACAAGUCAUAGAUACCAAGCGGGAUGACAUGUUGGCGCGUAGAAUGGGAACUUUUCAGAAGUGUGCCAGAAUAAGUAAUGCUUCACCUGCACCUGAUGACUCACACAGAUGUAUAGAUCAUGGGAAAGCAUCAGAACAAAUGAUGGAAAUGAAUGGACAUAGACAGCCACUCCAAGAGGACAACCAGCACCUCAGGAGUAAGGUGCCUCCUUGCAAUGUUGGGAAACCAGACUGUGCAGAUUCUUGUAACAACCCUGAUGCAGAACAUCCUGCUUCUGUAGAAGACACCUGUAAAGUAGAUAGGAACUUGCAGAAGGACAGAAGCACUCCAGACCCGGAAAAAGAUGACAUGAUGGUCAGAAGAAUCUCAGUCAGUCAGAAACCCCCUAUUGUGGCAUUGAGUCACUUCCUGCCAGUGCCGUUUUCUGCCCAACAAAAAGUAGAGGAGAAGAAAAACAUCUGUUCGCAAGCGGAAAAUAAGCAACUGAGCUCCAUCCAGGCAGUGACUAUUUUGCCUCCUCGUACGCCCCAAACCUUUACCACCUCCACUUCUGACAGUCCAUCACAGCAAAUUGAACAGAGAAAAGCAGAAGAUUCAGUUCAGUUAAACGAUGAUGAUCUGACGAGCAAACAAAUGUGCAGCCCCAUUCAGCACAGUUCCAUCUGUGCAGAGCCUAAGUCCCAGCCUGAAGAAACUCUUGAAAGGCCUGACCUUGAAUUUUUGAGAUUCAGCAGCCUACGGUCAGAUGAAGAAGAGAGUGUAAGCAUGUUGGACAUGAGGUGUGAGGAAGAAGGAACAAUGAUACCGCAUAGCCGAGCACACCAAGAACAUCUGCAGUAUGUCAACGAUCUACUCAAAGAGGAGGAUGACACAUGGCAGAAUGACCUUGCCCGAUGGAAGACCCGCAGGAGGAGUGCAUCACAGGACUUGAUAAAGAAAGAGGAAGAAAGGAAAAAGAUGGAGAAGAUGCUUCGUGGAGAAGGUGACUUAACCGAAAGAAGAAAAAGCAUAAAAACAUAUAAAGAAAUAGUGGAGGAAAAAGAGCGCAGAGAAAGGGAAUUACAUGAAGCCUACAAAAACGCUAAGACAAAAGAGGAAGCAGACAAGAUUUUACAGAAAUACAUUGAAAGGUUUACAAUAAGUGAAGCAGUCCUCGAACGUUUAGUGAUGCCAAAAAUUCUUGAGAGAAGCCACUCAGUGGAGCCAGGCCUACUCUCCUCUACAGAGGACCCUAACCCUCUAAAGUAUCUGAGGCAGCAGUCUUUACCGUCUCCUAAAUUCACAUCUACCGUGGAGGCGACCAUAUCUCCUACUAGUGAAUCAGACUUUAAAGCACCAGCAGGUCGGACUUCGCCAACAAAAAGUGUGGUCUCCAAGGCAGUGCCUAUGCUGAUGCCCAAGCCUUACUCCCAGCCAAGAAGUACACAGCAGGUCCUAAAGACAUUUAAGGUAGAUGGAAAGAUUAAUGUCAAUGGAGAAGCAGUUAAUGGCACAGAGGAACAGAAGGAACAAGGAUCCAUUGUUAGCCCAACCUUUGCUUCCUUGCUGACCAGAUCACAGAGGUUUGAAGGUGUCGCCAGAGUGGACCUACCAGCAACUGAAUUGAAGACAGAUAUUUCUUCUAUUGAACUCAACUUGACCAGAACGAAUGUGCAUAGUCCUGAUCCAAAAGUUUUCUGUGAAGGGAUAAAUCACACAAACCAAGUGGAUGAAAUGAAUUCGUCUUUGACUGACAAUGUCCACACAGAACAGAUUAAAGAUUGCACAAAACCUCCUAUCCUUAGCAGUGAAGAACCCGCUGUGACCAACUUAGUGUCACUGUCCGUCAUGACAACUGAACCUACUGUAAAUGGAAAUGAUCUGGAAGAAGAGCAAAAAGAUGUCUCCAAAUCAAAGGUUAUGCAUUGGUCUUUGGAUUCCUCUAAGGAACAGAAUGAUACUGCCCUGUGUAAGGACAAGAGAAAGCCUGAAGAUGACAAAGAUGCACUACAGAAAGAGAAGCAUGGAGAGCCAGAAGUCAGUGGGAACCCAGCAAGUGGCAUCCAGUAUGAAUUUUCUAAGAAUUUGACAGAACAACACAAAAUGGCUAGUUUCUUGUCUGGUCCGAUUAACACUGACCAAUGGUUGGCUGAGGCUACUCAAGUUUUUUCAGAUCAAAAUAUUGACUGUAUAGAUACACCAGGUAACCUCAAAUCCGUCUUUAAAGAACUAUACGUGUGUUAUAGGGACAAUAUCAAGUCCUGGUGGGAGACUCAGUCUCUAGAAAAUUACAUAAAAUCUGAAAUAGUCCCCAAAGGACUACGAAUUUUUAUUUCCCCUGCCAUUAGAUCCCAAACACCAGAGCUAUUAUUAAAGUGGGAAAAAACCCUGACAGAAAGCUCUCUCAAUCUUAUGCGUUUACUACUGACAGAGGAACGAGGAACCUUGGAAAGAACCUCUGCCAGAUUAAACACUGCUAUUGAGCAAACUCUUAAAUUCAAGGAAGAUCCUGACUUCUCUAGAAGAGAGAACAACUUACAGAUCUCUGUUGAGAGAUACCAUACCUCUAUAAAAGAGAGGAAACAUAACCAAUAUAAAAAAGACCUCCUUGAAUUUAAAGAAAAACGGGCAUAUAAUAAUCUAGGGGAAAAGCCCAAAUCGGCAACAAAAGAAAUCUCUUCCUCAGAACUAGAUACCUCGGACACAGAUAGAUCUGCUGACUAUAGUUCCCGAGGGAAGCCCAGAUACAGAGGAUCAAAAGGACCUAGAGGUCGCAGGGGAAAAUACCAAAAAUGGGGAACCAAUACCAGAAACGACCCACAUACUACAUACUCAGAAGCAUCUUGUUCAUCUGGCUCUGGCUUGCCUUCCAAUUUUUUAGGUGAUAUGGAGGAAAGUGUAAAACUUGGGAUUCCAUUGAAUGAACUUCCUCUGGUCAGAAAUUUGGCCGACCUUAUGUCAGAGGGGGAAAGAAAAAUAGGGGAAGGUCCCUUCACCAACCUUAAACCAAAAAGCACCAAACUCCCUCCCCCAACAGAAAAUAGCUCCAUUGACUUGUUUUUGACAAUAGUAACCAAAGAGCUAGAAAAAUUAGACAACAAACAGCCCAAAAAUGGCUCAAAUUUGAAUAAAAAUGAAAUAGAGGCCAUGAUGCAAAUUCAAUCAAACCAUGAUAUUAUUUUAAAACCAUCUGACAAAGGUGGCAAUUUGAAUGGGACUAUUACUACAAGGACUCACAGAAAACCUACUGCAACCAACAGUUUGCUGAGGUGGGAAAGCCAUCAUCCUGAAAAUCUGAAGUGUGGUAUCCCUAAGGGACAAUAUUUGCGAGUCCGCAGAAACUGCACUACCCAGAGCGAUUUCUUCAGCCAAGCUAAAGACCUAAAAAACAGGUUUAACCAAAGAGGAAUGGCUAGUUUCUUGUCUGGUCCGAUUAACACUGACCAAUGGUUGGCUGAGGCUACUCAAGUUUUUUCAGAUCAAAAUAUUGACUGUAUAGAUACACCAGGUAACCUCAAAUCCGUCUUUAAAGAACUAUACGUGUGUUAUAGGGACAAUAUCAAGUCCUGGUGGGAGACUCAGUCUCUAGAAAAUUACAUAAAAUCUGAAAUAGUCCCCAAAGGACUACGAAUUUUUAUUUCCCCUGCCAUUAGAUCCCAAACACCAGAGCUAUUAUUAAAGUGGGAAAAAACCCUGACAGAAAGCUCUCUCAAUCUUAUGCGUUUACUACUGACAGAGGAACGAGGAACCUUGGAAAGAACCUCUGCCAGAUUAAACACUGCUAUUGAGCAAACUCUUAAAUUCAAGGAAGAUCCUGACUUCUCUAGAAGAGAGAACAACUUACAGAUCUCUGUUGAGAGAUACCAUACCUCUAUAAAAGAGAGGAAACAUAACCAAUAUAAAAAAGACCUCCUUGAAUUUAAAGAAAAACGGGCAUAUAAUAAUCUAGGGGAAAAGCCCAAAUCGGCAACAAAAGAAAUCUCCUCCUCAGAACUAGAUACCUCGGACACAGAUAGAUCUGCUGACUAUAGUUCCCGAGGGAAGCCCAGAUACAGAGGAUCAAAAGGACCUAGAGAUACAGAGAUAGACAUACUCACUAGGGGUACCUCCUUCGUGCCAACUACCAGGUACAAUUCCUUUUCUUGGGUGAAGGACCUACACCUGUUUUGUCGUAAACUAAAAUGGCAGAAAUUUUUUAAACACAGUGAUAUGGAGGAAAGUGUAAAACUUGGGAUUCCAUUGAAUGAACUUCCUCUGGUCAGAAAUUUGGCCGACCUUAUGUCAGAGGGGGAAAGAAAAAUAGGGGAAGGUCCCUUCACCAACCUUAAACCAAAAAGCACCAAACUCCCUCCCCCAACAGAAAAUAGCUCCAUUGACUUGUUUUUGACAAUAGUAACCAAAGAGCUAGAAAAAUUAGACAACAAACAGCCCAAAAAUGGCUCAAAUUUGAAUAAAAAUGAAAUAGAGGCCAUGAUGCAAAUUCAAUCAAACCAUGAUAUUAUUUUAAAACCAUCUGACAAAGGUGGCAAUUUGGUGGCUAUGAAUCACCAAGAAUAUAAACGAAUGUGUAAUACCAUCCUAAAUGACAAAAAUUACUAUCAGAUUCUUGGAGCCGACCCUACAGAUAUUUUUACUAGGGACCUUGAAAUCAUCUUGAUAGAAGCCCUAGAGAAUAAAGUAAUAUCAAAUGAUGAAGUGAAAUUCAUACUAGUACCAUACCCCCAAAUUGCCACCUUUUACACUAUUCCUAAAAUCCAUAAAGGACUAAGCCCAUUAAAAGGACGCCCUAUCGUCUCAGGUAUUAAUUCCCUUACACAAAAUGCGGGUAUCUACAUUGAUAAGAUCCUGAGAGAUUAUGUCACAGCCCUUCCCUCCUACAUUAGGGAUACGUCCGAUCUAUUGAGCAGGAUAGACGGUAUACAUCUUGAAGACGAUAUUCUCAUAGCCUCUAUUGAUGUAGAGGCCUUAAUGGCUAGUUUCUUGUCUGGUCCGAUUAACACUGACCAAUGGUUGGCUGAGGCUACUCAAGUUUUUUCAGAUCAAAAUAUUGACUGUAUAGAUACACCAGGUAACCUCAAAUCCGUCUUUAAAGAACUAUACGUGUGUUAUAGGGACAAUAUCAAGUCCUGGUGGGAGACUCAGUCUCUAGAAAAUUACAUAAAAUCUGAAAUAGUCCCCAAAGGACUACGAAUUUUUAUUUCCCCUGCCAUUAGAUCCCAAACACCAGAGCUAUUAUUAAAGUGGGAAAAAACCCUGACAGAAAGCUCUCUCAAUCUUAUGCGUUUACUACUGACAGAGGAACGAGGAACCUUGGAAAGAACCUCUGCCAGAUUAAACACUGCUAUUGAGCAAACUCUUAAAUUCAAGGAAGAUCCUGACUUCUCUAGAAGAGAGAACAACUUACAGAUCUCUGUUGAGAGAUACCAUACCUCUAUAAAAGAGAGGAAACAUAACCAAUAUAAAAAAGACCUCCUUGAAUUUAAAGAAAAACGGGCAUAUAAUAAUCUAGGGGAAAAGCCCAAAUCGGCAACAAAAGAAAUCUCCUCCUCAGAACUAGAUACCUCGGACACAGAUAGAUCUGCUGACUAUAGUUCCCGAGGGAAGCCCAGAUACAGAGGAUCAAAAGGACCUAGAGGUCGCAGGGGAAAAUACCAAAAAUGGGGAACCAAUACCAGAAACGACCCACAUACUACAUACUCAGAAGCAUCUUGUUCAUCUGGCUCUGGCUUGCCUUCCAAUUUUUUAGGAUCAGGGGGGAUCCCUGAUAUGGAGGAAAGUGUAAAACUUGGGAUUCCAUUGAAUGAACUUCCUCUGGUCAGAAAUUUGGCCGACCUUAUGUCAGAGGGGGAAAGAAAAAUAGGGGAAGGUCCCUUCACCAACCUUAAACCAAAAAGCACCAAACUCCCUCCCCCAACAGAAAAUAGCUCCAUUGACUUGUUUUUGACAAUAGUAACCAAAGAGCUAGAAAAAUUAGACAACAAACAGCCCAAAAAUGGCUCAAAUUUGAAUAAAAAUGAAAUAGAGGCCAUGAUGCAAAUUCAAUCAAACCAUGAUAUUAUUUUAAAACCAUCUGACAAAGGUGGCAAUUUGGUGGCUAUGAAUCACCAAGAAUAUAAACGAAUGUGUAAUACCAUCCUAAAUGACAAAAAUUACUAUCAGAUUCUUGGAGCCGACCCUACAGAUAUUUUUACUAGGGACCUUGAAAUCAUCUUGAUAGAAGCCCUAGAGAAUAAAGUAAUAUCAAAUGAUGAAGUGAAAUUCAUACUAGUACCAUACCCCCAAAUUGCCACCUUUUACACUAUUCCUAAAAUCCAUAAAGGACUAAGCCCAUUAAAAGGACGCCCUAUCGUCUCAGGUAUUAAUUCCCUUACACAAAAUGCGGGUAUCUACAUUGAUAAGAUCCUGAGAGAUUAUGUCACAGCCCUUCCCUCCUACAUUAGGGAUACGUCCGAUCUAUUGAGCAGGAUAGACGGUAUACAUCUUGAAGACGAUAUUCUCAUAGCCUCUAUUGAUGUAGAGGCCUUCCCAAUUCGCUCAGAAACUAUUGAGGAGGAACUUAGUGAGGGACACAGUGAGGAAGACGGGACCACAAUAGUGGCUCCUCUUAAAAGGUUUCUUGGAAAAGCCAACAAGCUUAAAGAGCAAUUUGAGCAGAAAGAAGAGGAUACAAAGGAUCAGUCUGAUCCAAGUGAUGUAGAGGUUCGGAAAUUAAAAAGCCUUCAAAAAGUCGGAAUUAUGGUCAUGCCUGCAGCAAAGCGAUAUAGCAGUCAAAAGCAAUCUCUUGAAGACCAUGAGCCAGACCUAGUGCUUCAGAAAGAGAACAGUAACCCAUUAAAUGUGGAUUCUGAGGAGGAAGAAGAGUACAGAGUUCCAGAUAUUGAACGAGAUGACUUGGCCACGCGGAGAGCAAGGAUGAACCAACCUAAAAUGUCAACCCCUUUUAAUCAAUAUAUACAUGGCUCCUAUAUUAAUAAAUCAAAACCUCCUCAGGAUGACUGUUUGCCUUCCACCCCUGCUUCACCUAAACAUAAUUUGCAUAAAAGCAAACCUGAAAGCCAAGGCCAAACAAUAGACUUGGCUGCUGUCAGCCUCAAGGGCAAUGUAGUCCAAAGACCUGUAGAUGUUGAGUCAGACCAAGAAGAGGAGAAGAUUCCAGAUGUACAGCGAGAUGAUUUAGCAAAGCGCAAAACUCAUGGAGUAGCCACACAUCAGAAGGAACCUAAAGUAUUUGGAACGGCCUCAAUAACCAAAGCUGACCUUGAAACCUGGCAGAGACUGAAGCUUUCUUCAGAAGAUAGUGAAAAUACUCCUGUUCAAUCGCAAGAUAACAGCCAAAGUCCUAAUAUCGAUUUAGCCAGAGCAGCAAAUGAUGAUUUUGGCAAACGCAAGUUAUCAUUGCAAGAGAAGAGGGCCAGGAAUAAGCAAAAAUUUGUGCGCUUUGGUCCAGUGACUGAAAUUGAUCAGCAAAAGUGGGAUAGACUGUGCAUUGCUAAACCUACUGCGAGUGAGGGAAAUGCCAGGGACGAACAGGUCCCCGAAAUAACGUGCGCCAAAGCAGUGUUAUCAGACAUUUCAAAAAUUGAAGUCUUGGGAACAACACCCUUACAAUACAGUCCAAGUAGGCCAGCGAAACCUGAGGUAUGUAGGUUACCAGAUGUUUCUGCACCUCCUGAAAAUGAGGCUGAUGGACAAGUCAUAGAUACCAAGCGGGAUGACAUGUUGGCGCGUAGAAUGGGAACUUUUCAGAAGUGUGCCAGAAUAAGUAAUGCUUCACCUGCACCUGAUGACUCACACAGAUGUAUAGAUCAUGGGAAAGCAUCAGAACAAAUGAUGGAAAUGAAUGGACAUAGACAGCCACUCCAAGAGGACAACCAGCACCUCAGGAGUAAGGUGCCUCCUUGCAAUGUUGGGAAACCAGACUGUGCAGAUUCUUGUAACAACCCUGAUGCAGAACAUCCUGCUUCUGUAGAAGACACCUGUAAAGUAGAUAGGAACUUGCAGAAGGACAGAAGCACUCCAGACCCGGAAAAAGAUGACAUGAUGGUCAGAAGAAUCUCAGUCAGUCAGAAACCCCCUAUUGUGGCAUUGAGUCACUUCCUGCCAGUGCCGUUUUCUGCCCAACAAAAAGUAGAGGAGAAGAAAAACAUCUGUUCGCAAGCGGAAAAUAAGCAACUGAGCUCCAUCCAGGCAGUGACUAUUUUGCCUCCUCGUACGCCCCAAACCUUUACCACCUCCACUUCUGACAGUCCAUCACAGCAAAUUGAACAGAGAAAAGCAGAAGAUUCAGUUCAGUUAAACGAUGAUGAUCUGACGAGCAAACAAAUGUGCAGCCCCAUUCAGCACAGUUCCAUCUGUGCAGAGCCUAAGUCCCAGCCUGAAGAAACUCUUGAAAGGCCUGACCUUGAAUUUUUGAGAUUCAGCAGCCUACGGUCAGAUGAAGAAGAGAGUGUAAGCAUGUUGGACAUGAGGUGUGAGGAAGAAGGAACAAUGAUACCGCAUAGCCGAGCACACCAAGAACAUCUGCAGUAUGUCAACGAUCUACUCAAAGAGGAGGAUGACACAUGGCAGAAUGACCUUGCCCGAUGGAAGACCCGCAGGAGGAGUGCAUCACAGGACUUGAUAAAGAAAGAGGAAGAAAGGAAAAAGAUGGAGAAGAUGCUUCGUGGAGAAGGUGACUUAACCGAAAGAAGAAAAAGCAUAAAAACAUAUAAAGAAAUAGUGGAGGAAAAAGAGCGCAGAGAAAGGGAAUUACAUGAAGCCUACAAAAACGCUAAGACAAAAGAGGAAGCAGACAAGAUUUUACAGAAAUACAUUGAAAGGUUUACAAUAAGUGAAGCAGUCCUCGAACGUUUAGUGAUGCCAAAAAUUCUUGAGAGAAGCCACUCAGUGGAGCCAGGCCUACUCUCCUCUACAGAGGACCCUAACCCUCUAAAGUAUCUGAGGCAGCAGUCUUUACCGUCUCCUAAAUUCACAUCUACCGUGGAGGCGACCAUAUCUCCUACUAGUGAAUCAGACUUUAAAGCACCAGCAGGUCGGACUUCGCCAACAAAAAGUGUGGUCUCCAAGGCAGUGCCUAUGCUGAUGCCCAAGCCUUACUCCCAGCCAAGAAGUACACAGCAGGUCCUAAAGACAUUUAAGGUAGAUGGAAAGAUUAAUGUCAAUGGAGAAGCAGUUAAUGGCACAGAGGAACAGAAGGAACAAGGAUCCAUUGUUAGCCCAACCUUUGCUUCCUUGCUGACCAGAUCACAGAGGUUUGAAGGUGUCGCCAGAGUGGACCUACCAGCAACUGAAUUGAAGACAGAUAUUUCUUCUAUUGAACUCAACUUGACCAGAACGAAUGUGCAUAGUCCUGAUCCAAAAGUUUUCUGUGAAGGGAUAAAUCACACAAACCAAGUGGAUGAAAUGAAUUCGUCUUUGACUGACAAUGUCCACACAGAACAGAUUAAAGAUUGCACAAAACCUCCUAUCCUUAGCAGUGAAGAACCCGCUGUGACCAACUUAGUGUCACUGUCCGUCAUGACAACUGAACCUACUGUAAAUGGAAAUGAUCUGGAAGAAGAGCAAAAAGAUGUCUCCAAAUCAAAGGUUAUGCAUUGGUCUUUGGAUUCCUCUAAGGAACAGAAUGAUACUGCCCUGUGUAAGGACAAGAGAAAGCCUGAAGAUGACAAAGAUGCACUACAGAAAGAGAAGCAUGGAGAGCCAGAAGUCAGUGGGAACCCAGCAGUGUUUCAGCCCCUUCUAAAUUCCCCGAGUCGAUUUUGUGCUUGGGACCCAGAAGAAGAGCGGAGACGACAAGAGCGAUGGCAGCAAGAACAAGAAAGGUUGCUUCAGGAAAGAUACCAAAAAGAACAAGAGAAAUUAAAGGAGGAGUGGGAGAAGGCUCAGAAGGAGGUGGAAGAGGAGGAACGUAAAUACUAUGAGGAGGAAAGGAAGAUCAUAGAAGACACAGUGCUGCCGUUGACCGUGUCACCAGUCAGCAGUGCCCAUCAUGGCUUAUCUGAAACAACUGGGAAUUCUGUGUCCCACCAAAGUGAACCAGGACCAGCAGUGCAGGGGGAGCCCUGGACACCAGACAGAAAUCAUCUAAUGGACGAUUCACACUCUGCCAAAAACAAAGUACAGACUAGCCAGUUAUUAACCAGAGAAGGAUCUGUUCAUAGAGCCGCCGAGGAUCAAACAAAAAGGAACACCAAUACUGAAACUGAAGCGUCUACAGCAGAAAAGGAAACGGAUGGGAAGCCAGGACAUCCGCACAAUGCUUCUACCAAACUUCACCUUCCGUUAGGAACGACCCCAGAGUCACAUUUAUCUGAGAAUGGUAAUAACGGUGUGGAUGAUAAUAAUGUCCAGCAAAUGACGCUCUUCUUGGAUUCAAAAAGAUCUGACUUCCAGGACAGCCCCAGGGACAUCGGCUACUCCUCACCUUCUCCGACAUCACAGAGCCAGUCACUCAACAGGUCUGUAAGUGGAAAGAAGUUGUGCUCUACAUGUGGACUUCCUCUUGGCAAGGGGGCAGCCAUGAUUAUUGAAACACUCAGCCUGUAUUUUCACAUCCAGUGCUUCAAGUGUGGAAUCUGUAAGGGACAGCUUGGCAGCGCAACUACUGGGACAGACGUCAGGAUCCGCAAUGGCCUGUUAAACUGCAAUGACUGUUAUGCAAGAUCCAGAACGGCGGGUCACCCUACCCCAUUGUGAUUCCAGCACUAGCCAUGAAGACCUUCCAUAGAGAAGAGCUCCCACUCUCCCAAGAAGGCGGACUUCAGACAAUCACUUUUACCUGCAGAGAUUCUGACACUCAUCUCAUGUCGAGAAAGGAGAACUGUGUGUGGUGCUUGCUAGUAUACUACAUGAUUUGCUUAACAUAUGCAGACCUUCAUUUGCAAAACAAAUCCAGUAGAUUUGAAUCUAACAGACACCACCGAAGAGUCUUGUGAAUUUGCCAAGAAGAGUUUGGUCAGGGCCUGGUUUACAAAUUACCCCUCACGCUGGGGUGGGAAGGUGUGACGUGCCCUGGAGGUGCCUCUUUUAAACCUAUGUAAGGUGCAGCUGAUUGUAUAUCCACUCAUAGGGCUACAUGAUAUGCACACGUAACCAGCAAACACACCGCCAGACUUACAUCCGUGAGGGUUGUGACAUACUGAGGCACUGCUCAGACCUGUGACGUGGACCCUCCAAGUCCUGCUUACUGGUGUCCAGUGGUUUGCACCUUCAUUGCUUAUGGGCCAUGUAAGUGAUCACAGAUGGCAGGUUUAGGUUAGGUAACACUGAUCGUACCAUGAGUCUUACAUACAAGGUAUAUACAUAUAUACUCUAAUAUUGGGUCACUUUGACACAGUCCUUCCAGCAUUUGAAAACAAUAGUUGAUUUAUCUGUGUGAAAUGUAAAGUUUGCAGACAGCUAACGGAUGGGAAUGUUCUUGGGUAUAGACAUUCUAGCACAAUAAAUUUGCUGUUUCGGUCUCUCAUCAUAGAAUGUAAUCGCAAUUAGAUUCUGUUCAAUGCAUACACUAGCAUAAAUGAUGCCUUAUCAUACACGCAUACACUUAAUAUCCAGCAGCAUUUCAGUAUUUUUUAUUUUUUUUGCAUUACAUGUAAGUAAUCCAUGGAUAUUCAGUUGCAUUUAUUCAUUGUGGCACUAGAUGGCGGUAUCACAUUCAGGAUAGCGCUAGUGGCCAUUGGUGCUUCGGCCACUAUAUAGUGAGGUAUGGACUGAUUUGUGUUUACACUGAGUGUUGGGUUUGGCACAAGGAUGACAGUUUUUUUUAUUUUCUUUACAUCUAUAGCGUUGUUGCUUCGCACACCACUGAUAGGAUUUGGACAGGCCUGGUCUCUGCCGUAACGUGCGCUACAAAUGAGGGGACUGAAUGCUGAUGUGACAGAUUGUUACUAUAGCUGCCUCUGUUUCCAAAAAGUGCUGCAUAGAAAAGAGACAAAACCAUUUUGUUUUUUAUAUUUCAGAAUGUGGUUUUCUGAUGACUGGUAACGUGAGAGCUCAGAUGAGUUUGACAGGUAACCUGAGUGCUCAGAUGAGUUUGACUGGUAACCUGAGUGCUCAGAUGAAUUUGACUGGUAACCUGAGUACUCCAAUGAGUUUGACUGGUAACCUGAGUGCUCCGAUGAGUUUGACUGGUAACCUGAGUGCUCCGAUGAGUUUGACUGGUAACCUGAGAGCUCAGAUGAGUUUGACUGGUAACCUGAGUGCUCCGAUGAGUUUGACUGGUAACCUGAGUGCUCCGAUGAGUUUGACUGGUAACCUGAGUGCUCCGAUGAGUUUGACUGGUAACCUGAGUGCUCCGAUGAGUUUGACAGGUGACCUGAGUGCUCCGAUGAGUUUGACUGGUAACCUGAGUGCUCAGAUGAGUUUGACUGGUAACCUGAGUACUCAGAUGAGUUUGACUGGUAACCUGAGUGCUCCGAUGAGUUUGACUGGUAACCUGAGUGCUCCGAUGAGUUUGACUGGUAACCUGAGUGCUCCGAUGAGUUUGACUGGUAACCUGAGAGCUCAGAUGAGUUUGACUGGUAACCUGAGUGCUCAGAUGAGUUUGACUGGUAACCUGAGUGCUCCGAUGAGUUUGACUGGUAACCUGAGUGCUCCGAUGAGUUUGACUGGUAACCUGAGUGCUCCGAUGAGUUUGACAGGUAACCUGAGUGUUCCGAUGAGUUUGACAGGUAGCCUGACUGCUCCGAUGAGUUUGACAGGUAACCUGAGUGCUCCGAUGAGUUUGACAGGUGACCUGAGUGCUCCGAUGAGUUUGACUGGUAACCUGAGUGCUCAGAUUAGUUUGCGGCUUGACCUUCACAUUCUAAAGGAAUUACACAUGAUCGGAAUGUUGUAAAUGAUGUUAAAAUCCUGAGCCGGUUUGAAAAGACAAGGAUGUAUCUAGAAGGGUAACGAAACUUGACCGUAGUAGGUACCUACAUGCACAAGUAUCUAUUGGAUACCCCAGCGAUCGUGUCCUCUGACUGUCCUCAGUGUAUUAGAGGCUGCGUCAUGUCUAGUUUCCAGUGAUGGGAAGAGAAUAGAAUGCAGCUCUGCUGUUGCACAAGAAAUACUAUGUCUUCUCGAGCCGGUAGCAACUAUUUAUUUUAGUGCUAGCACUGAUUACUUUGCAUGUCGUCAUCAGAUAGGUUCUUUAUUAUGUCAUCACCAUGUAUGGGUUUGACACAUUUGCAACACUCGAUAUAUAUAUAUAUAUUGCAACAUACAAAUAGUGCCUUAAAAUGCAGAACUGUUGCAUGUUCCUGCAGGUGCAACAGGGGCAAUAAAGCUACAUUAUUUAGGAAGGCGAGGGAGACAGUGUGGGGUCUAAGAUAUGCUUCUCAUACAGCUGUAGCUUGUAAUGUAAAGGAAAAUAUAUUUUAAAAAAUAGAUUUUUUUUUUUUCCUGUUGUGUUUUGCAUGGAUCCGGUUUUCCAUAACUGAUGUUUACAUGUUGCAUGGUGUCUGUAGACUUUAUUUCUGCACCUCAGAAAAAGCGCCCAGUACAGAAUCAUUGUUUUAUAACCUGUAUUCGCACAUGCCGUACGAUUCUCUUCUUCUCGGAUCAUCUGUCCUUUUUAUAUUGGAUGGGGUUUAAUAUUUACCUGCAUUAUCACAUAUGGUGCAGCAUGUACAUACCAUCCGAAAUUCCAUGCUUUAAUAAACCGUUCACCAGCACGCUGUAAGAAUUUAGUUUUCUACGUUCUCUACCAGCUACCUUGAUACAUUGGUGUGUAUGUGUUGCGUCACAGCCUCUUUUUAGACACUUUCUGAAUGAAUGGACUUUCCAGUUAAAUCCUAACCUAUAGCUACACUCAAAACCCCUAAAUUCACUUGUGACUGCAGUUAAUAUCCCAACUGCCCCCAGUAUAAUCUUACUGCCUCAAGAAGCUUAAGUAAGCAGUUAUUUGGUGGGUUCUAUGGACAGUCCAGCUGCGUUGGGUCCCGUUUCAUAUCUGUGACAUGGCGCUGCAGGACUACAUAGCCAAAAAUCUUUUUUUUUUUUUAACCCUCCACCUCUAUUUUAUUAGUCCAGGAAAGGAAAUUAUCUGCGAAUACCAUUUCCCCUCCAUGUCACAGUACAGAUAACCCAGUCUACAGCAAUGUGACGACCCACCCAGACAGCCCCCAUGUCUGAACUUUGAAGGAUGGGGCAUUGAGACGUCCUGCAGACACACCUGAAUUUUAUGGUUGUCCAUCCUCCUGAGAACUUCUUAUAAGUAUCUGUUUUAUGUCCGAGUUACCAAAUACGUGUGUUAUUGCCUUGUAUAUUUUGCUAACAGUACAUCGGUGUGCGUUCUGCUGCUGAUCCUUGUGGCGCAGUGAUAUAAAAUCUUCUCUGUACUUCUGGUGUUGAGUACUAAUCUUGUCAGUACUUAUGGAAACGUAUUUUUGGUGUUCUUUUGUUUCUUUUAUACAUUUACUCAGACAAUUAUGAACUUCACCAAUAGAACAGGCCUGCUCUUCCGACAUCAGAACUCGCCAUGCUUAGUGAUCCCGAGAACGUGAGCUAGCCGCUGUAUCUGUGUUAAUUCUGUCUGUUGUGACGUUAUACUGGUUUGGUGCAUAUUGCCUUAACUGCGGAACAAUGUUGUGUCCGGUUCCUAUGUCCUAUCUGGUUCAUAUAACACUAAAGAUUUGGCAAAUAGAUGAAUAAAAAACCGAAAACAUGCAACAGCUUUUAUAGUACAUGUAUGUUUUUAAAUAAAACAUUGGACAACA